This is a messenger RNA of Syngnathus typhle (broad-nosed pipefish), 4089 nucleotides long. It is a transcript of the gene trpm5, whose product is annotated as transient receptor potential cation channel, subfamily M, member 5. Gene Ontology annotation, cellular component: membrane. The transcript has 27 exons. The coding region runs from base 182 to 3781 and encodes 1199 amino acids. The record is from RefSeq and is a predicted model, not a curated record. Gene Ontology annotation, molecular function: calcium-activated cation channel activity; ligand-gated calcium channel activity. Lineage: Eukaryota; Metazoa; Chordata; Actinopteri; Syngnathiformes; Syngnathidae. Gene Ontology annotation, biological process: calcium ion transmembrane transport.
UGUUUACAUUGAAAUUUAGAAUGUCUUCUUGGCAGGGCGUGAGUGGUCCACACAUUGCAAUGGAAGGAAAUGCCAUGUUUUCGGAACCAAGGGGCAACAAACACAAUGAAAACGGCAAGGUUGUUGGGGAAACUUCUAUGACCUUCUCAAGUGGGAUUAAGCAGGAAAGGAUUGUUCAAGGAUGCUGGGCAGAGGAGACAAUUUUCUUGGGCCACAGCUGCAGACAAAAUGCCUACGAUGUGGGGACAUGCUGGAAUGGUCAGAGGAGCCCCGUGUCCUCCAGGGCUGUUCAUGCUGCUCUACACAGGAUGAGACACUGCAGAAUGUAAGAGAGAAGAGCAGCAGAAUGAAGAGUCACUGGCCAGCGGGAAGAGUGGGUGACAUUGAUUUCAUCGGCGCCUCCAAGACAAAAGGAAAGUUCAUGAGAGUGGAAGCCAAUACCGACCCAGCGCACGUCUUCCAAAUGCUGACAGAGCAGUGGGGACUAGCUCCUCCUCACCUGGUGGUUGCUUUAGUUGGAGGAGAUGAGUUGGCUCAGAUGAAACCCUGGCUCAGGGACACUCUCAGAAAAGGUCUUGUGAAAGCAGCACAAAGCACAGGGGCAUGGAUUUUGACGAACGGUCUUCGAUUUGGCAUCACCAAACAUUUGGGCCAGGCUGUGCAAGACCACUCCCUGGCCAGCACUUCUGCAAAAGUUCGUGUAGUAGCCAUCGGCAUCGCACCCUGGAACAUGAUCCACAACCGAGAAGCACUACUCGGUGCCAAGUUGGGUGCGCCAGCAGUAUACAAGCCGCAGGACUUGCCCCAUGGGUCAGUUUAUUCCCUAGACAGCCACCACUCUCAUUUUGUCCUGGUGGAGGAAGAUCCAAACAAACCCGGAGCCACAAGUGAAAUGAGAGUGAAGCUGCUCAAACACAUUUCUCUUCAGCGCACAGGCUAUGGAGGUGCAGGAAGUUUCGAGAUCCCUGUUCUCUGUCUAUUGAUCCACGGUGAACCUCGAAUCCUAAAGCGGAUCUGUAAAGGCAUUGGCAAUUCGACACCGUGGCUUAUUCUGGCAGGCUCGGGAGGAGUGGCUGACAUCCUCGUCACACUCAUGAACAGAGGCUGCUGGGAUACAGACAGUGUUCACGAGCUGCUGUUGGACACCUUUCCAAAUGCUUACCACAGCACGGACAUAAGAAACUGGGUCAAGCUGAUCCAGAAAAUACUAGAUCAUGGGCAUCUACUCACUGUCCAUGACCCUGAGCAAGAUAGCUCUGAGCUGGACACAGUCAUCCUCAAAGCUCUUGUCAAAGCUUGCAAGAGUCAAAGUCAGGAAGCCCAAGAUUUUCUUGAUGAGUUGAAGCUGGCUGUGGCUUGGAACCGAGUGGACAUUGCCAAGAGUGAGAUCUUCAACGGAGAUGUGGGGUGGAAGGCAUGUGACCUUGAAGAAAUGAUGAUGGAUGCACUUAUCAAUGACAAACCAGACUUUGUACGUUUAUUUGUCGACAACGGUGUUAACCUGGGCGAGUUCCUCACCUACGGACGUCUCCAGCAGCUGUAUUGGUCCGUGUCCGAGAAGAGUCUCCUGCAUAACCUACUUCUAAAAAAAUACGAGGAAAAGCAGCGUCUGCUUGGUACUGCAAGGACACCUGGGCCUCCCGGGCAGCACAUUUCUGAGCAGGGGGAACGGAAACCCCGUUUCACACUUUAUGAGGUUGCCAAAGUGCUCAAAGACUUUCUUCAUGACGCCUGCAAAGGCUUUUACCAGAAGAUUGCCACAGAAAAGCCUGCAAAGGGUCGACUGUUCCAUAGUCAGAAGAACCUGGCAGAAUUGGAAGAGCGUUGCCAACAUCCUUGGAGGGAUCUUUUCCUCUGGGCUGUGCUUCAGAACCGACAGCAGAUGGCUAACUACUUUUGGGCCAUGGGCCCCGAGGCAGUGGCAGCAGCUUUGGCAGGGUGCAAGAUUCUGAAAGAGAUGGCAAGACUUGAAUCUGAGGCUGAGUCUGCACGUAGCAUGAAGGAGGCCAAGUAUGAACAGUUUGCCCUUGAUGUGUUUGGAGAGUGUUACUCCAACAGUGAAGACAGGGCGUAUGCUUUGUUAGUGAGGAGAACACAAUGUUGGAGCAAAUCGACGGUCCUCAACUUGGCAACUGAGGCUGAUGCCAAGUCCUUCUUUGCCCACGAUGGAGUUCAGGCUCUGCUGACAAAGAUUUGGUGGGGAGCAAUGAGAACAGACACAUCCAUCUCCAAGCUUGUUGUGUCUUUCUUCUGUCCACCUCUCAUUUGGACCAAUAUAAUAAAGUUCUGUGAUGAGGAGUUGGAUAAUCAGAGCAGAGAGGAACCAUUUGUGGAGUUGGACCGUUUGGAAACAGAAAAGGUUUUACUGUUAUCAGAUGAAGAUGGCCCACGGAACUCUUCACCUGGUGCUGGCCCAGCAGACCAGAGCUGUGCAUCAGUGUGGUGGCGUUUCUUACUUCGUCGUUGGCGUCGCUUCUGGAGCGCUCCGGUCACUGUGUUCCUUGGUAACGUCAUCAUGUAUUUUGCCUUCUUGUUCCUGUUCACCUACGUGCUCCUGCUGGACUUUCUUCCACCGCCACCGCUUGGUCCUGGAGCGCCAGAGAUAAUGCUCUACUUCUGGGUUUUCACCCUGGUGCUGGAAGAACUUCGACAGAGCUUCUUUUCAGAUGAAGAGAUGAACAUCUUAAAAAAGUUUAAGCUCUACGUAGAGGACAACUGGAACAAGUGUGACAUGGUGGCCAUUUCACUUUUUGUUGUCGGAGUUUCAUGCAGGAUGUUUGAUGAUACUUACGAGGCAGGAAGGACUGUUCUAGCAAUAGACUUCAUGGUAUUUACACUGCGGCUGAUCCACAUCUUUGCCAUUCAUAAGCAGUUGGGGCCAAAGAUCAUCAUUGUGGAGAGAAUGAUGAAGGAUGUCUUUUUCUUCCUCUUCUUCCUGAGUGUGUGGCUCAUUGCAUACGGGGUGGCUACCCAGGCUCUCCUCCAUCCUAAUGACCCACGGAUCGACUGGGUGUUUCGCAGAGCCCUAUAUCGCCCCUACCUGCACAUUUUUGGCCAGAUUCCUUUAGAGGAAAUCGACGCUGCUCGGAUGCCCGAAAUGAACUGCACCAAUGACUCAGAGGAGAUUAUCAAGGGUCUCCAGCCACCAUGUCCGAGUGUCUAUGCCAACUGGCUCGUCAUCCUCCUUCUGGUCAUCUUCCUUCUUGUGACCAAUGUCCUUCUGCUUAACCUGCUCAUUGCCAUGUUUAGCUACACGUUCCAGGUUGUACAAGGCAACACUGAUAUUUUCUGGAAGUUCCAAAGGUACAACCUGAUUGUUGAGUAUCACAGCCGCCCAGCACUGGCUCCGCCUUUCAUUAUCAUCAGCCACCUCUCACAGUUCCUUCUCAGCCUCGUCAAGCAGCCUGAGUCCAAGCAGGAGCAUCUCGAGCGAGAGCUACCUGCAGGGCUUGACCAGAGGCUGAUUACAUGGGAGACUGUACAGAAAGAGAACUACCUGGCCAAACUUGAGCGGCAACAUUGGGAGAGCAGCGAGGAGCGGCUCAAGAGUACAUCCUCAAAGGUUCAGAGUUUGCUCAGGAUUAUCGGUGGGAUAAAGGACCAGGAGAAACGUCUGGCAUUCAUGGAGGCUCAAGUCAGAUACUGUGGUGAAGUGUUGUCUUGGAUGGCAGAAUGCUUUGCUCUGAGUACACUAAAAUGUGGCAAAGAAGCUCCAACUGCACCAAGCUGCAAGGCGAGCAAUGAUGCCCAUCAAAGUCAACCCAAGAAAGAAACCAAAUGAGCUAAGUUUACCGUUUCAUUACCAAAGAAAAAAAUAAAGCAUUGUCAUCAGUGAUAUUAGGAUGGCUAAUUAUAACCAUAUUUUUCUGUGUUUAUGAAGAUAAUGUAGAAGACAAAUUGAUACUGAUACUUUGUUUGAAGACACAUCAGGGGAUAUUGAGAAUAAUUGUCAUCUGUGGCGAUGUGAAGACCUUUGAGACAUGCUUGUGAUUAAGAGCUAUGGUAUAAAUGAAAUGGACUUGGCUUGACACAUUGAAAAUGUUAUGUUGUCAUAUGAUGUCUGCCCGUCAUAAAUCAUGAGAAAACAAA